Molecule: messenger RNA, 756 nt
Organism: Lasiosphaeria miniovina
Lineage: Eukaryota; Fungi; Ascomycota; Sordariomycetes; Sordariales; Lasiosphaeriaceae
Product: Chloroperoxidase
Exons: 4
Coding region: 1-756 (251 amino acids)
Molecular function (GO): peroxidase activity
Source: RefSeq, a predicted model, not a curated record
AUGACUUCGCUCAAGCUCAAACUCUUGUCCGUCGUCGCCAAAGCCUUCGCGGGCGCCAUCGGGGUUGCCCGCGCCGUCAGUUGCCGGGCCAAAGACGCCGUCGACCAUGUCUGGCAGAAGCCGGCGCCAACAGAUCGCCGCAGCCCCUGCCCCAUGGUCAACGCCCUCGCGAACCAUGGCUACCUCCCGCGCGACGGCAAAGGCGUGUCACUAGCGCGCCUCAUCACAGCCUUCAAGGACGCUAUCAACCUCGCGCCGGCCGCGACGCUGCUGGUCGGCUUCAAGUCGCUCCAGGCGUCGACGACGCGGAACCCGCUGACCUUUAAUCUCGACGACCUCUCCAAGCACGGGGUGAUUGAGCACGACGGCAGCCUAAGCAGGAACGACAUCCACUUGGGCGACAACCACAGCUUCGCGCCCGAGGUGUGGGCAGCGGUGGCGGCGCACUUUGCCGACGACGACGUCAUCUCGAUCGAGACGGCGGCGCGAGCCCGCAAGGCGCGCCUCGCCGCCGCGCCCAAGAUGAACCCGGCCUUCAGCAUCACGGACGAGCAGCUGGGCUUCAGCUCCAUCGAGACCAGUUUGUACCUGCUCGUCUUUGGCCACGGCACCGAGGGAGACGCCAGGACCGAGUGGGUGCGCACUCUGUUUGAAAAGGAACGCCUGCCGUUCGACGAAGGGUUUAAGCGACCCGACAAGCCGCUGAAGGUCGUCGACGUCCUAGACCUGCAGAAAAAGGUCGAGGAGGCGGCUUGA